Molecule: messenger RNA, 672 nt
Organism: Miscanthus lutarioriparius
Lineage: Eukaryota; Viridiplantae; Streptophyta; Magnoliopsida; Poales; Poaceae
Source: the annotation of a GenBank genome assembly
AUGGCUCGCGUCGCCGCCGGCCUUGCAGCCCUGCUUCUCCUCCUGCUCCUCGCCUCGGCCUCGGCCUCGCCUCUUGGCCGGAAGGGCGGCCACGCAGCCGACGAAGACGGCGAGCUCGAGCCCGCAGCGAAGAACGAGAACAACCUCGCGGCUGCUUCCAGGUCUUCGUCGGCCGGGAGGUACGCCGUGAUCUUCGACGCUGGGAGCACGGGGAGCCGGGUGCACGUCUUCAAGUUCGACAAGAAGCUCGAUAUCGUCCAGAUCGGCGAUGACAUCGAGUUCUUCGCCAAGGCAACUGAUGGUCUGGGAUUAAUCGGAGAUGAGAAGGCAGAAGAAAUUCUUGAAGCGGUCAGAGAUCUUGUCCACACCAAGAGCAAAUUUCAGUACAAUCCCAAAUAUAUCACUGUUCUCGAGGGAUCCCAAGAAGGAUCUUACCUAUGGGUUGCUUUGAAUUAUCUGUCAGGUAAGUUGGGAGGGGACUUCUCGAAAACGGUUGGUGUAAUUGAUAUGGGGGGUGGAUCAGUGCAAAUGGUCUAUGCCAUCUCCACGAAUGCUGCUGCAUCUGCUCCAGCUGUGCCUGAUGGGAAGGAUCCAUACAUUACAAAGGAGUACCUCAAGGGGAAAGAUUAUAACCUCUAUGUUUACAGGUUAAGCAAUAUUACACCGCAAUAA